AGCCAUGGAGAUAACUCCAUCAAAUCUUGAGGCCAUGUCUGGUUACCUCCAGCAAACCUUGUCACCAGAUCAAGAUAUUCGAAGAAAUGGUAACAACACUCAUAAUUACUGUGUUUGCCUUUGAGGCCUUUGUUAAUGAUGUUUCUGGCUCAUUCAAAAAUUGAGAAAAAUUAGAAACACAUUGACUAUUAAAUAUAUAGUUUCACUAUGUAUCGCGACAAAAUUUUUUAAAAUACUGGAAUUUUAAACAGUUAAUUUUAUUUUUCCGCAGCUGAAAAGUUCUUGGAGUCUGUUGAGACUAAUAAAAACUAUCCAUUGCUACUAUUACACUUGAUGGACAAAGAUGGGGCAGAUGCACAUAUUAGAGUGUCAGCGGCUGUAACAUUUAAAAACUACAUUAAGAGGAAUUGGAGAGUGGUAAUAUAAACAUUUUAAAUAUAUUAAAACUAAAAAAGAUCAUAAUAGUAAGAAAUGAACACCAUAACUGGUUACUUAUUAUAGAUAUAAUUUAAUUUAAGGCUCUCCCCUCCGCGCCCCCCACCCCCUCUCUCUCUUUAAAGUGCAAUACUUAUUUUUAAGAAAUGAAAUUUGGUAUACCUCAUAUUGUAUGAAAACACUAAAAGGUUUUAUUUUUUUCAUCAGAAUGAAGGGUUUUCAGAUAAAAUUCACCCUCAAGACAGGGAGUCAAUUAAGCAGUAUAUUGUGGGGUUAAUGCUUAAAAGUCCAGAGCAAGUUCAAAAGCAGGUGAGUAUCUUUAAAGCACUUAAAUUUGUUAUGAAACAUAUGUCAAUGUAUAUUAAUUCUUCCAAAUCACAAUCUCUUCUAUAUCUAUUUAUUUUAGCUCAGUGACGCUAUCAGCAUUAUUGGUAGAGAAGAUUUCCCCAAGAAAUGGCCUGGUUUGCUAUCGGAGAUGAUUAGCAAGUUUGAGACUGGAGAUUUUAAUAUCAUUAAUGGUGUCCUCAGAACAGCCCACUCAAUUUUUAAAAGGUAAUUUUAAUUCCUGCUGUUGCUUUAAAAUUGUCUUUGGUUUAUAAUGAUUCUCUUAUAAAUUGUAUUGGCACUUUGUAAUAUUCAUUUCUAUAAUAUCUUAUCACAUGCAAACAUACUUUUUUAAUUAUAAGCAUGUCAACUAUUUCUCUUUUCUUAUUAAAUUAGGUAUCGGCACGAGUUCAAGUCUCAAGAGUUGUGGGAAGAAAUAAAAUUUGUAUUAGACAAUUUUGCAACAGCAUUGACAGAGCUCUUUAAGGUGUGAUUUUUUUUCUAUUAACUUUUUAAAGUAUUUAAUACCACUUUAAGAGUGUGAUUUUUUUAGUAGUUUGAUAUAUUUGUUAACACAAUAGACCCUCAUUUAUUCCAUAUAUUUUUUCAUCGGUUGAUACAAUUGACCCUCAUUUACUCCAUAUUUUUGUUCAUCUGUUGAUACAAUAGAUCCUCAUUUACUCCAUAUAUUUAAUUCAUUUGUUGACACAAUAGGCCCCAUUUAAUCCUCUUCAGAAUGACAACCUUUAAUCCUGAUAUUCAAUUCAUAUAACAACAAAGAGUUCAAAUUAAAGGAAAGCAGCUUUGAAUAUACUUGUUUUUUUAUUUUAAAUAUUGACCUUUUCUUUUGAAAGAGUUCAGUUAUUCUUACCUUAAAUGUUCAUUUAAUUAUCAAAUUACUUAGGCAACCAUGGACUUGGCCACAAAACAUGGGAAUGACCCAAAAGCCCUGAAAGUAAUAUUUGGCAGCAUCCUGCUUAUCUGCAAAAUAUUUUACAGUCUUAAUUUUCAGGUAAAUAGAUGUUGCUAUUUUAUGUUUAAAAGUUUUAUGUAAUGUUUCAGUAAUUUUAUUUACAAUUUUUUUUAAAUAAUGCUAUUUCAAAGGUGCCUUCGCUAUUGAAAUUUUCAAAAACCCUUUUGCAUUGCACCUGCUAAUUGAAUUUAUGCAAAGUUGUUUUUAUUUUAUUUUUUUGUAUGUUCACUCUAGGAUCUCCCUGAACAUUUUGAAGACAACAUGAAAGUUUGGAUGGAUUAUUUCCUAGCUUUGCUUAGUGCAGAUAAUAAGCUGCUGCAAACUAAUGUAAGAAAUUAAUUUUAAUGUUCUUUUUAAAAAAACUGUAGUUAUAAUUAGAUAUUGCUCAUAACUUUGAUUGCAGCCAAAUUUCACAGCUCUCCUAACAAUUAAAAUUUUCAUUCUAUUCUGUAGUAUUUUAUUCACAAUAAAACUUGCGAAAUAUUUGCAAUGAAAACAAUAAUCUAUGUAUGAAUGUUCUCAAUGAUUUUUCUUAUAUAUAUGCUAUUCUGGUCAUAUAGACUUUAUGAGUUUACGGCAACUAUUUCGAUUGCAAGUAGGAAUUCAUUUAAUUUCUUUCAAGGAUGAAGCUGAAGCUGGGCUUCUUGAGCAGAUUAAGUCCCAAGUUUGUGACAAUGUUGCACUAUAUGCUCAGAAAUAUGAUGAAGAAUUUUCUCCCCAUCUUCCUGGCUUUGUGACAGCUAUUUGGGGUCUUUUAAUCAGCACUGGCCAAGGCGUAAAAUAUGAUUUGGUGAGUAUCUUUAUUAAUAAACAUUAAAGGUAUUUGUUCUGUUUUUUUUAAAGAAAUUUAAAUCUUGAGUUUUUUAUUUAUUAGAGUAUAAAGAGACUUGAACAUGUUAUAUUAUAAUUUGGAAAAAUAAUAGUAUUCAAAUGCACUUUCAAUUAAAUUUUGUUAACCAUUUUUUUAAAUGUUUGUACCAUCUAAAGAUUUUAGAGGCCAUUAAUGUUAAUGUGUUGUCCAUUUCAAAGUUUUGGUGACAUCAACUAUAUCUUCUGAUAUUUGAGUAUCAUUAAAGCAAACAUUUAACAAUAAUGGGUUAGGGAGGAUGAAUGUUAUGUCACAUCAUCAUGUCAGUUCCAGGGUUGAUUCAAAAAUAUUUUAGUUAGCUAUUUAAGAGGGGUCAAAUGUAACUUAGUGAUUCUUAUUAUUUUCUAAAAGUUCUCAGACCUGCUAACCCUUCUGAUUUUGUUGGAAUUAUACGGAUUUUUACCCCUCAUUCCAAGCUUCCGGCAAACCCCUUAAAAUUUAUAUUUUACGAACACUUAAUUUUUACCCGUCAUAAAAAUCUUAAGCGGCAAAAAAAAAAAACAGGAAGUGUUCAAUUUCAAUGAUGCCACUUCCUUUUUUUUACGAAGCGUUAAAAUGUCCGGCGAUGGGACAAGUAAGUUGUCAGUCUUGUCUCGUGACCGCUAAUAGUCGAUAAGAGUUUGCAGUACUUCAUUUCAACAAAUUCAAGAUAUUCUGGACAUUUACAUGAAAAAGAAAUAUGUUCAUUUCUACAAAUGAAAUACUAAAACCGUAUAUAUAAUGGUUAAAAAGUGACAAUGUUAAAUAAAGCGUAAAAUGCCUUCCGGGUGAAUAUCUCCCACACUAUUUGUCCGGUUGUCCCACAUGUAGACACUGUCUUGUUUUUAUAGAAGGGAACCGCGAUCUAUAAAUCAUUCUUCAAUCUGCAAUUGAUGCGAUAGGGAUUCAUUCUUUUAAUAGGCUAAAAAAUAAUUCAGCUGUAAUGUGACUUUUUUUUGGUAAAGCUUUUCUUAAUUAAAUGGAUAAAUCUAUUGGUGGGUACAGUGAUAUUGAUAAACAUAUUUUAACCCCAAAAAAACAAAAUACAACUGCAGCUAAAAGGAAAACUUAAAUAAAAGCAGUGAAUCUCUGACAUCCAUGUCUAAUUUCUUUGCUAAGGAAUCGGACGAUUCAGUUAUCAGUUUGGAAGUUUUAUUUACCACAUUUCUAAUUGAAGGAAAUAUUUUUCUAGCCAACUCAGAUCAUUAUAAUGCCAGAGUCAAAGAAAUGUUUCCAGACUCGCAGAUUGCGAAGAAAAAUUACAAGGAAACAAGGGCAAGCAUGAAAGCUGAUUCUCUUUCUAACUUGCUUGUAACUAAAAUCAAUUACAAUGCUCACCUUCAGUUGUCCGAAGAGCUGUUGGACAAGUGCAAAAAGGCCACUAAGGAGAUGCUGAAAAACUGAACUCUUAGCAACCUGUGUAUAUAUGUAAAUAAAAUGGAUAUUCUUUUCUUUAUAUUUUUGUAUAUAAACAUUUCCAUUAAUGGUUUUCUCAUGUUCUGUGGUGUUCUGUGGACUCUUUAAAGACAAUGGGUGUAACUUCAUAUUUUUUUUUAUUUACUAUUAAAAAAAAAAGUCUUGUGCAUGCAUUAGUAUGUAGUUCUUAAGCCAACACGAUGCGCGCAUCCCUCUACAGAUUUUUUUUCUUGGAAGGUUAGCAGGUCUGAGUUUUUUAGUAUAGAGUUGAAGAUGUGUUAUUUUCAUUUAGAAUAUUGUAUGAGAUUUGAAACUGAAAAGUGCAUGGGGCUGUUUCCAAGAUCUACAUUUACUUUAAACCUUUUUUUUUCUACUCCAGUAGCAUUUGUCAUUCUAAUGUAUUUCAGCUUGUCAGCAAUGCUAUCCAGUUUUUGGCAUCUGUGGCUGAGCGUCCAGCAUACAAGGGUUUGUUUGACAGUGUUGAUACCUUGGCUAGCAUAUGUGAGAAGGUUGUUGUACCCAACAUGCAACUCAGAAGUAAGUAGUCCUUUGAACAGAUAUUUGAUCGCACUAGUUAAAAAGUUUCUAAUGGUAAAUUAUUAUUGUCACAGGGCUUUUAAUGAAAUAGUUAAUGCAAUACCAUCCUAGAAUCAAUUAUAAGCUUUAAAACAUUUAAUGUUAAAAUAUUCGUUUUUAAGUGUUUUAUACAUAAUGUCAUGCAUCACAGUUGUUCCUUUUUAAAAAAUUGUGCCAUAUUUUUUUUGUUUUUUUAAAUAAAUAAUUAACAUUAUGUUUAUGGUCUAUCUUAGAUGCAGAUGAAGAACUUUUUGAAGAUAAUCCUGAAGAAUACAUGAGAAGGGACAUUGAGGGUUCAGGUAUUAAAUAAGUUCAAAUGAUCACUGUUCACAAUCAUUGCUUUUUAAUUCUUUGUUGUUUUUUUAAAAAGUGUUUUACUAUUUUAAUUAAAUGCCAUCUUGUUUAUAUUGGUGCACUCUCUAUAUAGUUUCAUACACCAACUUCCUAUAAAUAUAUUUAAUAACUGACUUUGAUAUUAGAUGUGGACACGAGAAGACGAGCAGCCUGUGAUCUUGUACAAGCUUUAUGUAAAUCUUUUGAAGGCCCUGUAAUACAGAACUUCUCACGAUAUGUUCAGGCGCUGCUGGAGGUAUGUGCUUCACAUUUAUUAUAUGGCAAAGGUUGUUUUCUUUUGAUAUUUUGUACACUCAAGAGGUUGUAAUUUUAUAGCUCUUAUAUUAAUGUUUAAAGUUUGUCAGUAAAAUUUGACCAUGACCACCCUAAUCAUCUUAUAUGUAUUUAUCAUGUAAAAAUAUAUCAGACACAACCAGCUGACUUGUGUAAGAGAAAAAUUAACAAGAUGCAAAGACUAUCUGUCCAUUCCCUAACAUGUGGAAGGGUUUGGUGUGGAUUUACAUUUUUUAUACUUACAUUUUUUUUUCGUCAACAGGAAUAUGUGAAAAAUCCCAAUGCUAAUUGGAAGAGUAAAGAUGCUGCAAUUUUUCUUGUGACAUCCCUUGCAGCUAAAGGCCAAACACAAAAGGUAAAUGAAUACAAAAACCUUUUAAUUGACUUUAGAAAAAGUUUGUUGAAGAGAAAAGUAGUUAAAAUCAUUUGCAUUUGUCAUACAUUAACCAAACAAAUGUCUGUUGAAAGUAACAUAUUUCUAUAAACUACAAUUAAUGUAUUGUUUUGUAUUUGCUUACAGCAAGGUGUCACACAGACCAGUGAGCUUGUCAACAUAACAGAGUUCUACCAAGCACAUAUUCUGUCAGAUCUUAAAUCUAGCAAUGGUAAUUUUUAUAGUUGGUAUUUUGAUGCUAUUUAUUGAACUGUUUUUAUGAGGACUGGUUGGUGCUGUCAUGAAAAGCAAAUGCACAAAAAUGAUCAAGUAUGAAAUAAGGAAAGAUGUGAAAAAAUGUGUUUAAUGAGGUGAUUUAAAACAAUUGUUCAGCACUUGUAAGACCUACAUAGGACACUGCAACUGUCUGAAGAAGCUGAGGCUUUUGCCCUUCUUAAUCUUUUUAGCCUAGAAAACAGUAAAUUAGUAAUUACAAACUGACGCUACAAUAGACAUGAUCAGCUUUUUUGCAACCAAAAGUAGUGUCUAUCAAUUCAGUUUUCUCUUUAUUGGUAGUAAACUGAAUGUGCCUGGCCAGCCCCGUGUGUAUUAAAUAAAUGUUUUUUGUCUAGGGGAUUAUAUUUUUGUGUCGAAAUGACAUUAAUAUUGCGUAAAAGAUUACAACUCAAGUUUGAAGACCAAUUUAAAGAAUUAUUUUGAUUAAACUUUUUGGAUGAAGUGCAUACAGACGACUUGAAAUUGAAAACAGAAAAUUUAACAAUAAAUGUAAUCAUUUAACAAAUUACAUUUUUCUAGACUCAAAGCAAUAAAGAAAUUUAACCUACAUUUAUAAAGUUGAUUAUAGUAUUUAAGUUUCAUUGCAAAAAUAUCAAUAUGCUUUUACAUUCAAAUUUGCUACCAUUACCGGCUUUCAAAGUCAAAAUUUCAAAAAAAUCUAACUGUAAUUGUUCUUUAAAAUUUAGUUUGUAACUUUCUUGUUUUCAAAGAUGCAGCAAUCACAUUUUGUGGAGACCCUAACAAAAUAAUUUUAACUAAAUAAAACAUAAAUUGUGAAUUAAUUUUUUAUUCCAUUAAUAUGAUCAGAUAAAAAUAGGGUGUGGAUAGUAUUUACAUUUGUCUAAACUGAUAUUUUUUAAAAUAAAAUAGCAUAACUAUUCAAAAUAUGGAGCUAUGAAAAUAUAAUUUUCCACAGUAACUGAUUGUAUCCAGUUGGUAUUAAAUAAAUUUAUCAAUUAUUAUUAUUUCACAUUAAAAUAAUUAAUCUCCACAUUUUUUAAAAAAAUUGACUGAAGCUACAGCGGCGACUUAUGGGUAUAUUUAAAUUCUCCAUUUUAAAACUAAUAAAGCUAUUGUAAUAAAAUUGUACACCAUAACUGAACGUGUAACGCUUAAAUCAAAGACAUUUUAUUAGUUAUUAUUUCACAUUAACAUAAAUAAUCUCCACAUUUUGAAACCAAAUUUCACAAAAAGCUACUGCGGCCAACAUAUUGGUAUAUACAAAAACUUUGUUUUUCAACUAAUCUAGCUAUUCAAAUUAAAUUUUCCACAGUAAUAGAUAAUCUCCUGCUGAAAUUAAAUACAUUUUAUUAAUUAUUGUUUCCCAUUAAAAUAAUUAACCUCCACAUUUUAAGAACAAAUUUGAUGAGAAGCGACUGCGGCUGACAUUAAAAUACUUCAGUUUUAAACUAAUAAAAAUCUUGUCAUAAAAUUAUACACAGUAACAGAAGUGUCAAACUAAAAGUAAAAGUAAAGAAAUUUUAUUAUUUGUUCGCUAGGUAUCAAAUGCUUGAUAGCUGUGUUUUCGCCAUGUGCGGAGCGAUCUUUAUAAUACUUUUUACUGCCCCUAAAGAAUGAUAACUCUGGGUGGUACGGGAAGUAACAACCCAAGUCGCUGUGUCCUAUAGGGAGAGAUCAGUUCCUACUUUUCUUGUUAAUAUAUUCAUACUUUUGCAUUUAAAUUAGUCUUUUAAAAUUAUGAAUACAAAUUGAAUAAAUAAUAAUAUCAGAAUUGCCUAGUGACUAUUUACCCAUCUUUAUUUCAGUUGAUGAGAUGCCUAUCCUGAAAGCUGAUAUUAUUAAAUAUCUAAUGGUGUUCCGAAAUCAGGUAAUUAUGAAUAGCAUUAUUUUUCUGUUUAAUAAUUAUAAUUUUUAGUGUUAAAGCUUAUUUUCAAAGCUCUGUUCUUUUUUAUUUAAAAAAUGCACGCAAAAAAUUCAUUUUUAUAUAUUCUAUUUUACAGUUACCUGCCAAUGUCAUUCAGGAUGCUGUCCCUGAUUUGAUUCGUUUUCUCAGGUCUCAUUCAGUUGUUGUUCACACUUAUGCAGCUCUUGGUCUUGAAAGAUUGUUCAUGGUGCGGCAUAAUGGAACAGCAGCGUAAGUAUUAUUUUAAUUGGUUUUGAUUGAGUUAUAGGGAUUAAUAAUAAGAUCAACAAAGUGGUCCUCCAAAAAGUACAUUUUUAAAAUUAAAAUCCACUUUUUAUCAGAAUCACUUGUGAGUUGGUUCAUCCAAUGGCAGGGGAGCUUAUGACUAGUCUUUUUGCUGCCAUGGAAAUGCCUGGGUCUGCAGAAAAUGAGUACAUUAUGAAAGGUAAAGAUGUUGUUGAUGUCCUGGCAUACAGCUGGUUAUCUUAAUCUUGAAACUUUUUAUCAUGUUCGGUAAUUGUAUUUUGUUAAAUGAUGUAAUGAACAAAAAGCAUAGGAUAAAAUACAUUAUUAUCCACACUUUCGGAAUUUGUUUUAAUUAAAAAUUAACAUGUCAAAAUUAUCCAAAGAUAGCAUGGAAAAAUGGAGUUUUGCAGUAAUAAUGUGUAAAAAAAAAAAAAAAAAAAAUAAAAUAAAUUAUUAUCCACACUUUCGGAAUUUGUUUUAAUUAAAAAUUAACAUGGCAAAAUUAACCAAAGAGAACAUGGAAAAAUGGAGUUUUGCAGUAAUAAUGUGUAAAAAAAAAAAAAAAAAAAAUAAGAAUUCAUGAAUUCAUGUUAAUUAUUUUUUGCUAUCCCUUUAAUUUAAUUAAUUAUAUUGCAAUUAUGAGACUUACACAAGCAUUAUAUCGGCUAGCAAUGACCUUUCAAUAUCAAGAAAGGAUGGCAUUGUCUGUUUCACCAUUCAUUAAUACUUCAAAAAAGAUAUUUAGACUUGUGCUUUGAGCAUUAUGUAUACUUCCUUUUUCAAACAUUGCAAAUGGAUACAAAUUCUCUUGCCCUCUUCAGCCAUAAUGAGGACCAUGUCUCUGCUACAGGACUACAUUAUUCCCAUGAUACCUGAACUUUUAGUGGGCCUUAAAGCCAAACUUUUGCUGGUCAGCAAGGUAAUGCAACCACUUGUUUGUCAAUGGUCAUUGUAGAAAAUAGUUUCACUGGAUCAAUUUAUUUAUGUCUAUGACAAUAAAUUGUAUAUAAGAUAUAUUAAUUUAUACGUCUUCAUUUAGAUUCAGUGGCCAUUUGGGCAUGUGCCCUGCGAGCAUAGUGAAGAAUUUACACACCCUCCACAGCUGUUCAUCAUCCUUUUAGUUUAUAUGUUACUGCAUGUAUUUACACCUUUUUAAUCAACAAAAAUAAUAGAUUUCAUCAAGCCAUCACUUACUCAACUCAUUAAAAAUCAUCUUGUGGCGGGGGUGGGGGGAUGAAUUUUGAAUAAUAAUAAUGGUAGAUUUGUUUUAAAUUUAUAUUAAAAUUUCUUUUACUUUUUCAAAAUUCCUUAGAAUCCCAGCAAGCCUCACUUCAACCACUAUCUCUUUGAAUGUCUCUGUGUUGCUAUAAGGUCAUCUUGUAAGAAACAUCCAGAAGCUGUUUCUGCAUUUGAGGAAUCAUUGUUCCAACCAUUUACAGAAAUAUUACAACAAGAUGUGCAAGGUUUGGAUCCAUGCAAACAAUAAGAAAUCUCCCAAACAUGCUUGCAAAGCCGUUUUUCAUAUUAGUAUUCUUUCAUUUAAUCUUUUGUCACUUUAUAAAUAAUUUGUAUGGUUUUAAACAUUAAUAUGGUUUAUUUUUCUAUUUUUUCUAGAGUUCAUUCCUUAUGUGUUUCAAAUUUUGUCAAUGUUGAUUGAGCAACAUACUGGACAAAUCCCAGACACAUAUAUGGCUCUUUUCCCGCACCUAUUGGCUCCAGUACUGUGGGAGCGACCGGGAAAUAUUCCCCCUCUUGUGCGGCUUCUUCAAGCUUACAUUCACAAGGGAUCAGGUCAAAUUGAAGCUGAUAAAUUGGUUUGUUUUGGUUAAUCUUUUUUUUUUUUUAAAUUUUAAUAAUGUUUGUUAUGGGUGAAUUCCAUGUAAAAUCAGACAUAACAUCCAGGAAUAAAUUAGGUUUUAUCCUUAAUGUAGUCAUGCAUUGUUUGUCACAAGACAAUGUCAGUCUCUAGAAGUGGUACUCAUCUACACUUCCAUUACAAACUGCCUGCCAUAUACUUGAGCCAGUUUCCUACGUAAGUUACCUCGGUGUUACCACUCAAAGAGAGAUCCUCUGGGACGAGCAUAUUAACAAUGUGUGCAACCAGACAAACAAGACCCUAGUGUUCUUAAGGCGGUCCAACGAUGGGCAGCUUGCUUUAUUCUGAACCGCUACAAGCACCUCUAGUGUAGCAGCGUGCUGGAAACACUGGGCUUGUCACCAGGCUCUCCAUGAUGUACAAGAUAAAUAAUUGGCUGGUCCACUGCUCCAGCAUAAAACGGAAACUCAUCCCUCUCCCCCUGAGACGGCGACGAGGCCAUGACAGGCAGUUCCGGCUCAUAACUGAACUGCAAGAACACAAGAGUACAAGAGCUGCUCAUUCCUGCCAAAGACAAUCAAGGACUGGAACGUGCUUCCAAGGGGAACAUUUGAGGCGACAACACUUGACACUGCCUAAGGCCUUCCAAACCCUAUUUCGUGAUUCUCUUGCCGAGUAGCCCUUGCAACCAGUGAAGUAUCCUCAGCACAGAAGCAUUUCAAAUCCCUCUACAUACAUAGGAGCCAGAAUGAUCAAUGGGCCCUUAAUAUAUAGAAGAAGAAGUAGAGUGUUGUUGAUUAUGGAGGAUGUUGUAAAAUGUUUUUCGAUACGUGUUCCUAAGAUUGUGUGGGGUAGAAGAAACACAUUUUUGGCAAUGGGAAACGCCUAGAUCUGGGUGGUCUGGGGAAAGUAUUUAAGACAUGAAAAAUUUUAAUAAGAUGGCACGUGUUGUGUGUUCUGUUGGUAAUUCACCUAGACACAUCUUUAUAUAUCAUUAGUCAGAAGAUGGACACACCAUGGUGCGGCCCUGCACUGGGAUGUGUGGCACUGCUCCUGAAUGCCUAUUCUGACAUUUGUUUGCACUUACUAAAGGGAUUUGGCCCUGGAUGUUGAUUUUCACCUCUGCUGUAUAAUUUGUUUCAUGCAUCUUAGUAUUGAGUCAUUUAUUUUUAUUAUCUAUGUUUUGUGUGUUACAUCACCUGGUGGCGAUCUUGAAUUAAGAACAUGUCUGCACAUUUCAUCAAAAUUCUGUUGAAUUAUUUUUUGUUUACAUCACAUAAUGAUUGACAAGCAUUAAAAUUUAUUUUAUUUAAGUUUAUUUAACUGUUACAGUAAAAUCUUAAAAGUAUCUGUCAUUCCAAAUAAUUGACGCUCCAUUUUUAUUACUUGCAUUGAGACAUUCAGUUACUUUAUUUUAUCUCUAUUUUUUUUAGAAUAAGCUUUCUAAAUAGUUUUUAAAGUUUUUUCUCAAAAAAAGUAAACUUUGUUGAUAGUAGGUUUUAACAAAUAUAUUUCAAUUAAAACAAAUUUUAAAGGAAAUCAACAAAAACUAUGCUAACUCAAUUAUGUCUUUUUUAUGUGACACAUGUUACAAUUCAAAAAAUUAUUCUUACUAUUAUGAUUUGUAUAUUUUUUGUUAAUGCUAUUGUUUUACAGUCUACCAACUUAAGGCACAAAACUAUUUAUAGUUAUAUUUAAGGCAUUUUUUCAUUUAUACUGGAUUCAAAAUGUAAAUAUUUUUCUGAAAGUUAUGUCACUUACCAUGGAAUUCACCUAAAUCCGACAUAAUCCUUUUCAACGUCAGUUAACAUUUUGUUCAACAAGUUAUGCUUUUUCAUUAUGUAAUUAAAUUCAUGCCCUCUUAAAUGCUGAACACUGAAAUAGUUAUUUAUACUUAAACAUUAAGUUGAAAUAAACUUGCCCAAAAACAUCCCUAAGUAAUUACCAUUUUGCAAAAACACAAUUGCAUCAUCUUAGAUUAAUAAGACACGAACAAAUUGUGUCAAAAUGCCAAAUAAGUUACGCUUUAAUAAUAAUUGUACAUUAUACACAAGUAAACGUUUCGGCACAUUAUCAGUACAAACAAAAAAACACAUUUAAAUAAGUAUAAAUUAAAUUUACAUAUAUAAUAUAAAUAUAAAUAUCCUACCUAAAAAAGAAAAAAAAUAGGAGAGGGCGCUAAAACCAGACAAAAACAAAGCAAAGAGGAGUAGAUAACUUGUGAUAACUUUUUAGAUAUUUUUUUUCUAAUAAUAUAUCGAUCUGCUUUUGUCAAUGUGUUUACAUACAGAAUGGUCUCCUGGGAGUUUUUCAAAAGCUGAUAGCAUCAAAAAGUCAUGACCAUGAGGGUUUUUAUUUGCUGAACUAUAUUGUAGAAUUUAUGCCCAAGUAAGUUCAUCAGCUGCCUGCCCAUACUUAAUAGCUCUAUCCAAUAGAAUACAUUUGUUCUAUCAAUUAUUUAUAUGUUUUUACAUUUUAAAUAUUAUGCUUAGUUUUUUUUCAAUUCUUCACUACUUUCAAUUGAAAUGAUAGCUAUGGGGUGAAAAUCCUGCUCAGAACUUAUGUUUUUUUUUUUGUUUUUUUUUUUCAGGCCAAUUGUUACCCCAUAUAUCAAGCAAAUAUUUCUGCUGCUGUUUCAGCGUUUGACGAAUUCUAAGACAACAAAAUUUAUCAAGAGUGGGUACAUUUUGUGUAAAUGCAGUAAUAAUAGUCAUUUAUUUCAAAGAAUACUGUAGUGAAUUACUUUUUUUUAAAAUGUUGAUCACAAGUGUUCAUUGUUUCAAACUAAAUUUUCAGGUCUUCUUGUCUUUUUCUGCAUGUAUGCUAUAAAAUACAGUGCAUCUUCCCUCAUUGAAACUAUAGAUGGAAUACAACCAAAGUAAGUUUGUGAUGUGCAUUAGCAUUAUUAUAUAUUUUAUAUUUGCUUAACAAAAUACAUUAUAGUAGAUAAAGUUAGGUAUGUAAAUGGCACCCGAUAAAUUAUAUACUUUGUAGAAAGGAAGAAACAUUUAAUUCCUAAUUGUUUCACAGGGCUUUAUACAUUUCCCUAUGUUCAAUGAUGAUGAAUACUAUAUUCUUAUGGUUUAUUAAUUAGUAGCAGUACACAGUACAAUUUAUUUGAAAGAUCUGUUUAUUAUGAUCAUUAAUGUCUGAGUUAGGGACCAGGAAUGUUAGAAUGUGAAUUCUUUUUAAUGAACCGCAAAUGUUACAUUCUCAGAGAAGUGCAUUUAAAUAUAACUAAGCUUUUUAGUACUGUAUAUUUUCAUAAGUCAACUGUCUUUGGUAAAUAUUUAAGGAGUAUAAGUAGGCUGGUUGGCUCUUGAGCGGGUUUUUUUUAAAUUAUACUAGGUUCAUUGAAAAACAUUAUUAUGCAAAACAAUGAGGAAAAAAUAAUUAACCGAAGUCAAAAUAAAGCAGUGCAAAAAAUUAGAUCUCACAAUUUGGCCUCAUUUGCAACUGCUGUAAUUGUAAAUGUAGAUCCUAUUUUUAGAAAUUCAGUAUGGUUACCAUUUAAUCCCUUAAAUAAGAGUAUUGGCUUGUGAACAAACUGGCUUAUGAAUAAGUAUAUACUGUUAUAUUUUAUGGAAAUGUCUUCUCAAGGGGAAAAAAGACAAUUUACAUUAACUAUUGUGUAUUGAGCAAUAUUUCACUUCAUUUCUAGUUCAAUAGAAUUUUUUAUGCACUCAACGCUGUUUAGAUAAAACUAUGCUUAUAACUUACCAUAAAGUUUAAAAUCCCACUAACAUAAGUUUUUAAUAUAAGUUUUUUUAUUUAAAACUAGGGUACAUAUAAAUUUUCUGUUUUGUUUCAGGAUGUUUUCUAUGGUUGUGGAGCGUCUUUUUCUAUCAGAUUUGCAGAAAGUAUCAGGAAAUACUUCUAAAAAAAUUUGCGCUGUUGGUGUGACAAAGAUUUUGACAGAAGCAGAUUCAAUGCUCUCUGGGGACUAUGGCCCCCUGUGGUGAGGAAAUAAAAUCUAUUUAACAAAUUUUUUUAUUACACUUUUGACGAAUGUGCCAACACUCUCAGAUGCUCAAUAAGUUAUCAUUAGAAAUCAUGGUAACAUUGAACGUGGGGCUAGAUUAUCAUUUAAUGUAUCUGAGGUGACUCUUUAUUAUUACUGAACUCUUUCCUUUUUUUUUUAUGUUAGUAUCCUUCUAAGCUUUAUUUUACUUAUGUGAACCAUUCUGCUCAUAAGCUUUAUGCAUUUGUGAUUUGAUUGAGCAAAAAAACUCUUAAGGCUUUUGUUUUCUUUUUUCUUAUAUUACAGGCCUAGACUUCUUCAGGCUUUGAUUGGAUUGUUUGAACUGCCUGAAGAUGAUUCUGUCCCUGAUGAUGAACAUUUCAUUGAAAUUGAAGACACCCCAGGUAAAUGAUUUGAAUUGUUUUUAUUUUUGUAAAUGAAUUCUUUUUUUUUUAUGUCAUUGCAAUGCAUGAUGCAGUCUCAUCAUAAUCCCCCUGCAUUUGUGAAAGCAAUGAAUUACUUAAGAUAUUCUGCUUUUAAUUUUCCUGGUUUUGAGUACACAAUUGGCAUGCUUAGUAAGGAAGUAAGCCUGGCAGUGUCUACUUGCUGAACUUCUGUUAUUAUUGGGUUGAAAAUGCUCCAUUGUGCUAAAAAGAUUGGAUUCCAGAGUUAUAAAAAGUAAAAGUGUUAAUAAACAAUACCCUUUUAAAAGCAAUUCUAGCCUUCAUUAUUAGUGAUUCACAGAGCAGUUGAGUUAUUUUUAAGUCUACCAUCAUAGGCUUGAUAUUUUAGGUAAAAGUCCUCAAUGAGGCCAAAGUGUAAAGAAUUAACAGAAAAUCUGAAUAAUUAAUUACAAUACAUAGAAAUAGAUAUUGGUUUCAUUGCAGUUGCAGAGACUAACAAAAGAAACCCAUUAGUGACAACAUUUAUUGAACUUUAAAAUGGGAUGUAGAGAAAUGAUUGCCAUGCUGACAGCAAAAUAUCCUCUUGACUAGAAUUAAAUGAAACACGAAAGAAGCCUAGACCAAUAGGAGAUACAAAGCAGAGCUAUUUUUCGAAUUGAAAAGUUUCAGACAUGUGCUAAACAUUUUAGCAUACCAAAAAAAUUGGAAGGAUUCUCAAGACAGUUAUGGAUUUUAAUUAUGUUUUAGCCCUACUCCUAAUGUUCAUUUCUGAGUACCGUAUUUUCUGGUGUAUAAGACGACCCCCUACUUUUCCUGUUAAAAUCUAGGGUUUGGGCUGUAUACCAGCUCAUAAGACAAUCCCCAGCGUAUAAGACGACCCCCGACUUUUGAAAAGAUUUUAAUGGGUUGAAAAGUCGUCUUAUACGCUGGAAAAUAUGGUAGUUAUUUUAGAUAAUAUUGAUAAAAACUACAUCUGUUUUUAAAAUAUUCAUUAAAUUGUAAUCUAUUAGCAAAAUAUUUAAUAGACGAUAUUGAUAAGCUAAAUAAAACUAAAUUAUGAGUUGGUUUGAAUGUGUUCGGACCUAAAAACAUUACCAUUAGAAAAAACAAAAAUUUAUUUAUGUGACUUUCACCUGAUUCUUUUUCUCAUAUUUUAUGCUUCAAUCAAUGAAAUUAUGUCAAAAUAAAUCAAAAAUUUAUUUACAGGUUAUCAGACUUCCUACUCACAGCUAGCUUUUGCUGGCAAACAAGACCAUGACCCACUUGCUGGCUUUGCAGAUGAUCCUAAACUAAACCUAGCUAAACAUUUAGAAAAAAUGGCUACCCGUUGUCCUGGCAUGGUAAAGUUUGUAAAUCUAUUGCUAUUAAGCAUAGUUAUAUUUACUUAUGUACUUUGAGCUAUUUAUUGGGAUAAUACAUUCCCAUUCACCGAUAUAAAAAGUGACUAUAAAAGACUCCUUCAAAUACUUUGAAGUUACAACAGUUCUUGGUUCUUUUAAGGUUUUUAUACUGUGGCAAACUAAAUUCUUGUCUUGAACACUGUUUCAGCAAUUGUUUUUUUUAUUUUUUAUCUUAUACAUUUCCAAAUUAUGUAUGUGGGUAAACUUGAGUCAAAACACAAUUGAAAAUUUUUUAAGUUUUUACUUAUUUAAUCUAUUUGCAAGUAGAUAUUUUACUUUUCAAUACGCCAAAUUUUCUUUUUCUUAAUGCACUGUUAAACUUUCUUUAAACUUUGCCUCAGUAAAGCUCUGUUGCUGUAAUUCAUAGUUUUUAACUGGUUAACUACCACAGAUAUAGUAGCCAUAACCCACUGUUAGCGACAAACAUUUCUUUUAUCAUUUCCAUUAGCCGGCCACGGUUUUUUUCUAUAUACUUACAUGCUUAAUUUCGUUUCGGUUCAAGAUUUUAAUUUACAGACAGGAAGUUAAUUAAAAACAACAUGGGACAGUCUAAAUGUAAAUUAAAUGUUUUGUUGUUUUUAUUGUAUUUUGAGGCUAGUUAGCAAAGUAUUUUUCAUGGCAACUAGCUUAAAUAUUGUAAAUAUUUUGGAGACAUGUUUAUUCAAUUGUGACUUUCUCUAAAUUUGGAAACCUUUUCAAAUUUGGAUUUAGAUGUGAUUACAUAAAUUAUUAGAAGUGUAAAUAGCAAUCAAUGUUUUUGAAAUUUAAAACUUGAAGGUAAGUUUUUAUAAUUUUUCAAUGCUUUUCUCUUGUCAAUAAUAAUUUAACAAUAUUUUUUUUAGAUUUUUCUUAAAGAAAAUUCAUUUAUCUACAAAAUGGUAUAUUACUUAUAAAAAUAUGUUAUUACCGGGUACCGUAAUUAAAAAAUUGGCAACUAAAUUUCAACAAAGACCUGUUAGUGGGAAAAUGUUAAAUCCUUUUUUUUUUUCAAUGCGGAAGCUAAUCAAUUUAAGCCGUUAUUAAAAUCUUGGGACAUUUUUUAUAUGUAUCUUUUUAAUUGUCUAAUUAAAAAACUAAGAGGAAUUCAUUUUUCAUUUGAAUCCUCAGCUCCGUAUUUAAUAUUCCAUAAAUUUUCUUUUCAGAUUAAACCAUUGAUCAGCUCUGGAAUGGAGGCACAGGCACAAAGCUUUCUUCUUCAAUAUUGUCAAUCAGCUAAUAUCAACUUAGUCUGAGGUUAAAUUUUUAAACCAGAAUGCAUUUACAUCUGAAAUAAAAAUUCAUGACAAUUCAAUUUCAAUAAUAAUGGUAAAUCUCAGCCUCAGAAAAAUUAGAUUUGUUGGGUUUUUUUAUUCGUAAAAUCAAAUGUCUUUUAAAUAUCAAUUCUUGUGUAAGUGUAAAAAUGUGUUUUGUUUUACUGUGUUGUAAGAUAGUAUAUAUUCAGUAACAAUUGUACUGGUAUCAUGGUAAUGUAAAAAAAAAUUGUUACAUCACAAAUUGUGUUCUUUCAAGCAUGAAUUUUUUAUGUUCAAUGUAAAUUAAUUAUAAUUAUAGCAAUAUGAAUCUCUAUUGAAUUUUUUUUAACUUUUUAGAAAGUUAUUGGAUUUAACAUUCAUAAUUUCAUUGAAUAGUUAACUCUAAAUUGAUCCCCUUUUUAUUUUUAGCUGAAAUAAAUUAAUGCUUUGUUUGAAUUAAUUGUAUACUGACAUUUAUAUCAACAGUAAAAGAUUUUGCAAAUAAUAAUCUCAUUAUUCAUUUGAUGUGCAUUUUUUUUUAUCAUUAACAAUUGUUUCAUAUGUUAAAUGCUGACGUAAUAUUUUGCAACCAAACAUUUUGUAAAUAAAUAAAGCUUUUCUUAAAAUGAAUUGUGUGCAGUACUCUGCAAUGUGGAAAAUUCUUUUAUUGUGGGAAAUGUUCUGUAUAUUUAAAUUUAAAGACCCC
Lymnaea stagnalis (great pond snail) is the source of this 17497-nucleotide messenger RNA. The record is from the annotation of a GenBank genome assembly. NCBI's taxonomy places the organism in Eukaryota, Metazoa, Mollusca, Gastropoda, Lymnaeidae.